Messenger RNA from Exaiptasia diaphana, 1585 nucleotides. RefSeq names its product monocarboxylate transporter 13. The transcript is spliced from 4 exons. Gene Ontology annotation, biological process: transmembrane transport. The record is from RefSeq and is a predicted model, not a curated record. Lineage: Eukaryota; Metazoa; Cnidaria; Anthozoa; Actiniaria; Aiptasiidae. The coding region runs from base 161 to 1585 and encodes 474 amino acids. Gene Ontology annotation, molecular function: transmembrane transporter activity.
AAGUCGUUCGAAGCUUCUGGAUUUUACAGAUACACAGGAAGCCCACGUACAAGCUAAGCUACUUUGCAAGAGAUAUAUUUUCAGAAAUAAUGCCGUUUAUUAUUAUAACCCUUCAGGCGAUUAGUUGUUUUGUGCCAGCGUAUUAUGGAAUUACGAAUUUAUGCGGGGACUGAAAUCCCAGACAUUUCAAUGGCUUGUCAACACUCAAAAAAUGUUUUAUACCAUGCUGAAGUUUGCCUCAAAUUGUGAAGAGUAUAUGAAAGAGCCCAUUAUCAUGAUAAGCAACGAAAUUAACGACAACAUUUCAAGAUCUUCAGUGAUGUUUGAUAAACAAGAGCAUGAACCAGGCGACCAGUCUUAUCAAGAAACUUGUUUCAAGCGAAUUGAUGGCCCUUGGUCGUGGAUCAUGAGUGUUCUACUGAUGACUUCGUCUCUUUUCAUCUUUGGUUGUGCUUCAACUUAUGGAAUACUGUUUCCUAACAUACUAAAAGACUUCAAAUCAACUCGAGCUCUUACAGCUGCUCCUGGUUCAAUAGCUGUAGCCAACAUUGGGCUUCUGGGCCCAGUUAUAGGAAAACUAUGCGAUCAUUUUGGAUCUCGGAAAAUCUUAUUGCUGGGAAGUCUGGUAUCUGCAAGUGGACUUGUUGCUUCUUCGUUUGUACCAACUAUUGGUUUUUUAAUUGUAACAUUUGGAAUAGUUUUAGGCUCAGCAGUGGGCCUUGUUUACUUUAGCACAAUGGUUGCUGUUCCAGUGUAUUUCGACAAAUAUAAAUUUGAAGCAACAUCGCUAGUAUCAGUGGGGUGCGGGUCKUMYCUCUUGGYUAUGACYCCUAUUGUACAAAAUUUAAACCAAGCUUUGGACUGGAGAGGGUCGAUGCUCGCCAUGGCUGGAUUYUCWUUUAUUCCUUUCGCAGUAUCUCUUCUGAUGCGCUCGAAGACUCAAUUGGAGACUAUCGARCAGAUUAGAGAAAAUCGAACAUGUGAUCGGAAUGUUUCAUCGUGUSGUUUAGGCGAAUUGGUUUAUUGCUCUGCCUUUAAAAUUAAGAUUUUUCUAUUGGUGACAACUUUGGCUACGGUGAUUGGCACGGGUCAUAGCAUGUCCUUAGUUCAUCUGAUCGAUCACUAUGGGUCGUCAAAACUAAUAACUCAGUUUAAAAUGGCCAUUGAUGACAUCAAAGAGAAUAUUUCAUCAAGAUCUUCAGAGAUCUUUGAUAACCUAGUACAAGCCCAAGGCGACCGGCCUUAUGAAGAAACCGGCUUUAGGCGAAUUGACGGCCCUUGGUCUUGGAUCAUGAGUGUUCUACUGCURAUGUCGUCCCUUUUCACCUACGGUUGUGCUUCGACUUAYGGAAUCCUGUUUCCAAAGAUACUUAAAGACUUAAAAUCAACACGAGCUCUUACAGGUUUUAUAGCAGACGUAAGUGGAUCAUACAACAAUGCCUUCUACACUGCUGGCUCGCUAGAAGUCUUUGCUGGAUGUCUGUAUAUUUUGACUCGUUGUAUUCCAUCAUCAAAUAGAGAAGUUAUUUUGGAUGACACUUUAGAUACACAACUUGUAGUAGUUGAGAAAGAAACCGUACUUUAG